This is a messenger RNA of Peromyscus maniculatus bairdii (prairie deer mouse), 5481 nucleotides long. The record is from RefSeq and is a predicted model, not a curated record. Lineage: Eukaryota; Metazoa; Chordata; Mammalia; Rodentia; Cricetidae.
GCUGGGCCUAAAUGUCCCUGUCAGCCACUGCCGCCGGACCCGUCUACCUCCGCGGGCCGCUGCCACAGGCCUACCUGCGUCUGCUUGUCUCCGCCAUCUUCGGAAAAUUUCAAUUUUAAGGUAGUACUGUAUCUAAAUAAAGGUUCUAAAGAGUCCAAAAUAAGUAGGAGGGGAAAGAAAUUUGUGACAAUAAUAAUCCUAGAUUUUGGUUUUCUUCUGUCCCAUGUUGGGUGGCUCUUCUAAUAUGAAAUAGAUAUUCUGAUUUUUUUUUAACAUAUUUGGAUUUAGAGGAGAGUGCUGUAUCCCAAUUCCAAAGCUAGCUUUAGUUUUAAUCAAGUCAGGACUAUAAAUUUUUAGAGAAGUAAAAAGAUUUUAAUAUUUAUGUAGAGAGAUUUUAUCUUGUAGAGAAUAUUGGUACCAUUUGGUCAGAUUUUUCCUUGUUUGGUAAUUUUUUCUGGAUAACAUUCCAUUCUUUUUUUAUAUCCACGUCUUUUGACUUCUUGAAGAUGAAUAUUUCUAUUUUCCUGAAAAGACAAAAACAGAAUCCUGACCUGACCCUUAUUUGCCCCUCCUUCAGAUUCUUCUGCAUUAAAGGAGUGGGUGGCAGCUGUCCACACCCUGACAUCCCAGGAGCAGCAGGACCCUGUGUGUGUGACCUGGAAAGCAUUUCUCUAGCUACCUUUGGAGGAAGAAGCCACAUUGGGAGUACUGUGAUUUCUUCCAACAGUGCCGUGCCAGGGCCUGGUGCCAAGGGUCUAUUGGCAUUCAGGGAUGUUGCUGUGGACUUCUAGGAGGAAUGGGAAUGUCUGGAAUCCUCUUGGAGGGACCUAUGUAUUGAUGUAAUGUUGGAGAACUACAGGAAUCUAGCUUUUGUCGAGUAAUAUCAUAUAUGGGAGAAAUAUAUGAACAUCUUGAAUCAAGGGUCAAAGCUCAUUAUCUCCCAUUCUGUGAAUAUUCAAGAGAAGUCUCAUGAAUUUAAUGAGAUUGGCAAAAUGGCCCACAAAUUCUCCCAAAGUACACCUUAUAACACAAGUGAUCUUACAAAGAAUUGCAACAAGUAUGGAUGUGGUAACCACAGGGAUGCCUCUACUAAAUCAACAAACCCAAAGAAUACUAAAAGUGGGAACACUGGAGAAGAAUGUUGCAAGUAUAGAGACUGUGGAAAACAGUUAAAUUUGUGUUCUAUCACUAGUGAAAGACUUCAUACUAAAAAGAAACUACACAAAACUGUGGACUGUGAUAAAUCAUCUGACUGUAAACACACACUCAUGCUGGAAGAAAACUCUAGUGUAGAGAAACUACACCAAUGCAGGAAAUGUGGCAAAUGCUUCAGGUCAUACUGGAGUUUCAGCAAACAUCGUAGAUCUCAUUCUGGAAAAAAAUUCUACAAAUGUAACAAAUGUGGAAAGUGGUUUUACUUCUUAUAUCAGGCUAAACUCCAUUAUAAAACCCAUAGUAGAAAGGCACCUUACAAAUGUAGUGAAUGUGAGAAAUGCUUUCUCCAGAAAGACCAACUUUUGACACAUCAGAAAAUUCAUACAAUACAGAAACCUUUCAAAUGUAAUCAUUGUGAGAAAUGCUUUGUACGUGCUGAUCGUCUUAAAGUACAUCAGAGAAUUCAUUCAGGAGAGAAACCUUUCAAAUGCACUGAUUGUGAGAAAUCCUAUGCAUAUGCCUCAGAUCUCAGAAUACAUCAGAGAAUUCAUAAAGGAGAAAAACCAUUCAAAUGUAGUGAUUGUGAGAAAUGCUUUACACAUGCCUCUUGCCUUAGAGUACAUCAGAGAAUUCAUACAGGGGAGAAACCUUACAAAUGUAGUGAAUGUGAGAAAUCCUUCAGACAGUUUUCAAAUCUUACACAGCAUCAGAUCCUUCAUACAGGAGAGAAACCUUACAAAUGUAGUAAAUAUGAGAAAUCUUUUGCAUAUAUGUCAAGUCUUACAUAUCAUCAGAGAAGUCAUACAGGGGAGAAACCUUACAAAUGUAGUAAAUGUGAGAAAUCAUUUUCACGUGCCUUUCAUUCUUAGAAAACAUCAGAGAAUUCAUACAGAAAAUUGACCUUUCCAAUGUAGUGAUUGCGAGAAAUCCUAUAAAUAGGAUUACAAUCUUAGAAAACAUCAGAUCACUCAUACAGGAGUGAAUGUGAAUGUAGUAAAUGUGAGAAAUUCUGUACACAAGGGUCAAGUCGUAGACAACAUGAGGUAUAGAUAACAUACAGGAGGGAACACUAUGAGUGUAAUGAAGGUACCAAAGUCUCUAUCUGCCUCUUACUUCUCAGAAUACUUGAAAAACUUCAUCCUGGAGAGAGAAGCUUCCAUAGUAAAUAAUGUGCCAUGUGAUUCAUAUAAAGAUCUGUAAUCAGAGGUUACUGCACGGCCAUACAACUGGAACAUUAUGAAAAUGAGAUAUUUUUGAAAGCCUUUAAGUAAUAUGCAAAUCUUACAAAACAUGAAGUUUAUACUGAGGAAAGUUUCUGAAAAUGUGUCAAUGUAGGGCAAUUUUCAUUAAAACAUGAUACUUCUUCAACCUCAAAUUUUGCAUAAAAAUGAAAAGUGAAGAAGGCUCGACACUGUGCUAUAUUAUAUCAAUUUUCUGGGGUCUGAAACAUUCCAUCCUUAAUAGAAAUUGAUUAACCAGGAAAUAAAGACUUCUAAUCAUUUCAGGAAGUCCAAAUAAACUGACAGAAUUCACCAUCCUAAACUCUCCUGAAGAAAUGGAGACCAGCCAUGCUGCUUAGAGAAGGCACUGAUGAACUAAGUCUCCUACAAAAGAUGCCAUGCAACCUGUAGAUAUAUCUCCAGCUGUGCAGUGAAUUCUUCUGUGUUUGGGGUUCAUAAGCCCUAUCCCACAGAGUGUUGGAUUUCAUGUUGACAACUAUUUUUUUUCAGUCCGAUUUGCUCCUGUAACCAACUUGUUUCCGUAUUCUUUAAGAUAACCCAAAGAGAGCCUGUUAAUUCAACAAACUUCAUCUCAGUGGUAUCCAUUCUUGGUUCUGUUUUCAAUGCACAUUUUGAGUGAGUAGAUGCAUAUGUGUGCUGCUUCUUCUUAGGAAAAAUAUAUCAUAAAUCAUGAACUAACCUCAUUAAUAGUUCUUCCCAAACAUGUAUACAUCAGAAAAUUGAUAUCAGAGAUUAAGCAUUGAAAUGUUCACCACUGUGUUAGAUAUGUGAUUCAUUGUACCUUAUAAAAUCCACUCUAGAAACUUCUAGAAAUGAAUUGAUGUUGUCAAAACCUACUGAUAAAAGUAAACUCCUGAAAGUUGAUCCUGAAAUAACCCAUCUCCACAAUCAUACAGUAAAAAUUUAUCUAUUAUCUACCUUCACCUUUAUUAUGGAAAGGAUACCUGCAAGUAGAAUGUGAGUAUUUUAAAGUUAUAACCUGUAAUCAUGACAACAUACAUGUGAAUGAAAUAUCCAAAUGUGGGAAGAAAAUUAGUUUAUCAGUGCUCAUCUCAGAAAACCAUAAAUCAAUUUAAAGAACAAAGUAAUCACAGAAAACUCACAUAGAAAUACGAAGACAAACAGAUUUAUACAUUAGACAACUAAGAAUCAAAUGCAAUGUAUUAAACUCUGAUAGAUUUCAGUGAGAAAUUCUUCUUUGGAGUAACUGUGAAAUGUUUUUUGGAAAUAUGUUUGUAUUACCAGUAUUGGAUUUGUUGAUUUGUCAACACAGUUGCAUAGUUAACCUACAACAGAAACUCCUUUGCCAUUUUUGAUUUCCUUGAAUGUAGCUAUUAAUUUUCAAGUUUUUUUUUUCAAUUUGUAAAUUCUCCCUUGCAGUUUCGUUUGUGGCCUUUACUAUAGAAUUUGCAUUUUUUUAGUUUAAAUUUUUUCUUAUUUCAAAAAUGUAUUAGUUGAAAUAUAAUUACAUCAUAUCUCCCCUCACCUUCUUCCACACAGCACCUCUCAGAUACGAUCCCUUAAGCCCAUUUCAUGUCCCUUCUACAUUCAAGUUUAUAGCAUUUUUUCCUGUCAUUAUUUUUAAGUAUUUUAUCUGUGAGUCUGAUUUUGUCAUUUGUGUAUAUAUGAUAUCAAAAAUACUAUUCUGUUCUAUUGGAAAACCAUGAAGGGGGCUCAUCUCUGUGAAAUGUUGGCAACAUAUGAGAGGAACAGCAAGCAACCUUGGAACUCAGACCACAAAUUUGUAGCUAGGAAAAUGAUGCCAAGUGAGGUUAGAGAAUCAGAGCCCUGAGGAUUAUAUGUCCUCUAAACCUCAUGCUGUUACAGAGCAUGGUUCUGCUUAUUGCCCUCAUUCUCGCAAUGUCCCUCAUCAUCUCUGAAGUUUAUGAAAAUUUUAAGGAGGCCUCUCACCUUUUAUUGGACAGUGUUACUGGUAUUUAAAAUAAUAGUGAAUGACUCAACCAACACUUUUAGAAAGAACUUACACAUGUAGAUUGUUAGUAAUGAUAGGUUAAGUUGUUUUUGUUAAUGGCUUUAAUAUAGAAAUCUUGGGGAACAAUUUAAGGGUUAGAAAGGCAUACUUUUAAUGAUUUGGUGAAAGAGCUGAUUAAUUACUUGUACAUAUUUUUGCCCUCUACUUCCUGAUAUGAUUUAAUAAAAAAAUUAUUGAUGAAUGUGUAUGCACUCAGAGGAUUUAAACUAGAGAUAAGUGGUUGUUUUAAAUAUAUAAAGGAUAAGGUUUCUGAUUCAGAUUUUUAUAAAAUUACCUUUUGUGUUAAUAAUAAAGUGAUUGAUCCUUUCUUUGUAACCAUGAAUUGAAGCCUGCCAGUAAAAAGAAAAGUGGCUAAGAAAAUGUCUUGCUUACACUUUGUUAAUCUAUAAUAAGUUGCAUAGACAUGAAUGUAUGUAGGUCUUUGAGAAUAAAUUGGUUUUUCACCUGUAGUAUGUAAAUGUUUAAUCAUGUCAGAGAAAUGAGAAACAUUUGUUUUUGACCUCUAUUCACUGUAAGCAUUCACUUGAAAAUAUAAUGUACCCACAUUGUGAGGGAAGGAAGACAUGAGGAAAAAAGUAAGGGAAAAUGCAAAGAAUAGAGACCCUGACUUGUUGAAGGUGUGUGUGUAUGUCUGUGUGUAUGUGUGUGUGUGCUUCCCAUUUUCAAUAGCCCCAGAGAAUUAAGUUUUACUCCCUUGGAUAAAAAUCUCAAUUGUGUGAUCAGCUACCUACUCCAUGUCUCUUCUUCAGUUCCUGAGCUGCUGAAAUUUUAUUCUGGCCAUCAGUAGUUGCCUGUACUCCUUUGGUGGUGGAGGGACCACAUGAAAUGGGAAAACAUCCUAAAUGGCUUUGAACUGAGGAAUAGAUAAUAACAAUGUGAUAAAGACCACUGUAAUGUUUAUUUUUUAUUUUUUUAGCUGUAAAUCAUUAACUGUACAGGUAAAUGGAUGGAGUUACAUCAAAUCAAAUUGGAUGUGCUUCCUCUGGUCCAAAAAGACAAAGCUCAAAAGUUCUCUUUCAUCUUACACUUCCAGCUCUAAAGCUUCAGACAUGAGCACAUGUUCUUGAGUAAUUGCAAAAACCAGAAAAGUAA